AUGGGGAGGAGAUGGGGAGACAGCAUUAGGGAGAGGCUGGGUGUGUCGCGAGGCCUGGUGACGUACACUUUCCACAGCAACCAUCCUCGCCUGGUGAUUCCAGACCUCCUACGCAAGCAGGUUGCAGCCCACCUCCAUGCAGGCCACCAAGGUAUAGACUCGAUGCUCAGGAAAGCGCGACAGGCAGUAUACUGGCCUGGCAUUGAAGGGGACCUGAGGCACCAUCGCAACUGCUGUGACACGUGCAACAUACAACCCCCUGAGCCUCUCCUCUUCACUCCGCCCCCUGACUAUCCCUUCCAGCAGACUGUGGUGGAUUUGUUCCAGCUGGAGGGACACGACUACAUCGUCUAUGCAGACAGGCUCACGGGUUGGCUGGAGGUGUCUCAGCUGCCUGAUGGCACAGAAUCAGGCAGAAUUAAGGAUGUGGUGCGUCACCACUUCUCGAGAUGGGGUGCCCCAGAGCAGCUCUCCAUGGACGGAGGUACCAAUCUAGGAAGUGAAGAGAUGAAAAGUUUCCUCCAGAAGUGGGGGGUAGGAGUUCGGGUGUCCUCGGCGCACUUCCCACAGUCAAACGGAAGGGCAGAGGUGGCCGUGAAGUCCGCCAAGAGGAUACUACCGGGAAACACUGGAGGUGAUGGCAGUCUAGACAACGAUAAGAUCUCUCUUGCCUUGCUCCAGUACCUUAACACACCUCUACGGGACAUCAAUAGGUCACCGGCUCAGCUGGCAACGGGCCGCCAGCUACGGGAUGGAUUACCAUCAGUGAAACGGAAGCUUGAGGUGGACAAUUUUGGGAGGAGGACGCUGCGGCAGCGGGAACGUCAGAUGGCGGACCACCACAACAGAGUGGUGGCUGACAGGAACGUCACACGCUCCCGCGCGCCUCUUGCGCCUGGUGACAGGGUUCUCCCAGGACCACCAGCACGGCAGGAGAUGGAACAGAGCAGGUAUCGUCAUAGAAGCAAGCAAGGGACCACAGGCAGCAUCUUGUCAGACUCGACGGUAGUGGCCGUAUCUCCCUCAGAACGCGGCAACUCAGAACGGCUGCAGUGA
Scylla paramamosain (green mud crab) is the source of this 1056-nucleotide messenger RNA. RefSeq lists its product as uncharacterized. Gene Ontology annotation, molecular function: nucleic acid binding. The record is from RefSeq and is a predicted model, not a curated record. The coding region runs from base 1 to 1056 and encodes 351 amino acids. The transcript has a single exon. NCBI's taxonomy places the organism in Eukaryota, Metazoa, Arthropoda, Malacostraca, Decapoda, Portunidae. Gene Ontology annotation, biological process: DNA integration.